This is a messenger RNA of Rotaria socialis, 2406 nucleotides long. Lineage: Eukaryota; Metazoa; Rotifera; Eurotatoria; Philodinida; Philodinidae. The record is from the annotation of a GenBank genome assembly.
AUGUCUCUAUCGUGUGCCGUCGAAACAUGCAAAUGUAAAUCACGAGCAAUAUGUCAUUGUUGCAACAAGAAUAUUUGUCCUGGUCAUUUGAAAGAACAUGUUGAUUUAAUAAAUUCACAAAUGAAUCCUCUUGCUGAUGAAAUAAAUACUCUUGAUAAUCAAUUGUCGUUAUUAAAUGUUGAUGAAGUUAUUGGUAAAUGUCGUCAAAAAUUGGAUAACUGGCGUCAUGAAUGUCAUGAUACAGUUGAUCGUUUUUAUGAAGAAAAAUGUCAAGAACUUCAGCAGCGUUGUGUUGAAAAAGUGGGUGAAAAACGAAAAAAAAUUCAUGAAUUAAAAUUAAAAACCAAUGAACUUAUUCGAGAACAAGAAGCUACACAUGAUGAUAUUUGUUCAUUGAAAGCAACUAUUAAUGAUAUCAAACGUGACGUUAAUCAAUAUGAAGAGAAUGGCAUUGUAGUCGAUGUCAAUCCUUUAAUUAUUAAUCAAAAUUUAGUUUAUAUCGAACAAGGGACAUCGAAUGAACUUGAUGUAUCAACUCUUUCGUCACCUUAUCGAACAAUUGCUUGUUCCAAAGAUAAUUGGCCAGCAAUGGCUAGCAACAAUCAUUUUUUGUUAAUAGAUCAAUAUCCAAAUUUAUGUUUAUAUGAUAAAGAAUUGACUCUUUUAAAAGAAUACCCAUGGGACUAUGAUAAAAUUCCUGAUAUGUGUUGGUCAUCGACAUUAAACAGUUUUAUUAUCAUAACAAACAACAAUGGAGUUUUUCUCAUCAAUGAAAAUCUAAUAUCACUUGAAUGUAUUCAAACGAUCGAGAGGAAACGAUGGUUGUCUUGUACAUGCUCAGAUUCAACUUUAUUUUUGACGACGAAUGAGUUGGGUUCUAAUAUUUUUCAAUUCAAUCUUUUAUUGUCAUUUCAUUUCAUGAAACAAUGGGAAUCUUCUCAAACUUGUAACUCCGACGAACUUAUAAAUAAUAUUGCUUAUAACAAUGGAACGCUGGCUUUAAUAAUAGAAAACAUAACCAACGACAAAAAGCGCAUAGAACUUCGAUCUUCAUCAACAUUCGAUCAACUCUGGUCAACCACAUUCAAUGCAUCAUAUCAUUAUGGGCACUGGAUGAAUCGUGUUUGUGUACUCAAAUAUAAAGAAUGGCUUGUAAUCGAUCACAAGAAUUCACAUCUUUUACAUGUUAGUAAAGAUGGACAAGUAAAAGCGAAGCGUUCAUACGAACCAACAGUUAACAAUGCUGUUUUAUUUGCCCAAUUACAGAAUCUACACGUUACUUUUCUAAUGAGUGAUGCCAAUAUAGAAAAUGAGUUGCUACUUCCAAUUCCAUUAAAACAAACAUUCGCACCUGAACUACGUCACAUCAAUCUAAAAAUCUUUGGAGAUGUACCUUGGAUUUUAACUUUUUUCGCAGAUCUUCAACGAUACCGUCAACUCGAUCAAAUGAAUAUAUCAGAUUAUGAAAGAUUCGCUGAUUAUAGUCAUUUUCCACGAGUAGCAGUUUUACGACACUGGUUAACAUUAUCAAAAUCGAAGAUAUUCACAUUUAAACUGAACUUGGACAUAAUUUAUGCCUUUAGUAAUCGCGAAAUUCGAGAAGAGAUCUUUGCCGAAUAUCGACUAGCAACUGGCACAGAAUCUGCAGCACGAUAUGGAAAAAUAAAUCUUUCCUAUCCAACAAUGGUGUUUUCAUAUCCACUGGAGACAGAUGAUCACGAAUGGGAAGAUCUUGAUAGUAGUGAUUCAACGCAGGGCUUCGAAUGCGUUGAAGAAAUGGACAUUUAUGAACUGGAUUAUGUCAAAGAUGAACGGCUUGUCCAAUUAGAAGCAAUACCUUGUUGGCAUCAUUUGAGGAAAAUUAAUCUCGAAGGUGAUUGUCCUGACGAUAAGGGCGUUGUUGGCGAAAAUAUUUCACAUUUACUUCAUAUUGCUCAACGAUCAUCCUAUUUUAGUGAACUAUACAUCGAAUCAGAUCUGGAUUAUGGUCGUGUUCUUUCAUUGAAUAAACAAUUUGGAAGGUUACUUAGUCGUCAGCUUGUAAUCUUACAUUAUACUGCUCAGGAAGCUAAUAGUUCACUUGGUGAUCUUGUUCGUAUUAUUGAUAAGUUAUUUAGUUAUGGUCAAUCAUCACCACGUUUAAAACAAUUAAUCUUAAACAUCGAUGCACAUCCAGAUUCCUGGCUUUCUACUCGUCAUUUAGUUCUUUCGUUCGAAAAAAUAUUCAAACGUUUUCCAUCACUUACUCAUUUGACUCUAAAUUGUAAAGCUACGGAAGCAUGUCGGAAUAGUGUACAAAAUUUAUCGACGUUAGCUUCUGAAUGGUACGUCGUCUCGUUACUUUCUCGAAAGAUGCCAAUGAGUUCGGUGGAAUAUCGACAUAAACCACAUUUGAUUGAAAUUUGA